Naegleria fowleri is the source of this 540-nucleotide messenger RNA. RefSeq lists its product as uncharacterized. Gene Ontology annotation, molecular function: dCTP deaminase activity. The record is from RefSeq and is a predicted model, not a curated record. The transcript is spliced from 3 exons. Bases 1 to 540 code for a protein of 179 amino acids. NCBI's taxonomy places the organism in Eukaryota, Heterolobosea, Eutetramitea, Acrasida, Naegleriidae. Gene Ontology annotation, biological process: dUTP biosynthetic process; nucleobase-containing small molecule interconversion.
AUGAUUUUAACAGACGGCCAAAUAUUGAAAGAAAUUGAAAAAAAGUCCAUUGUUAUCGAACCCUUCGAUAGAGCCAACCUCGGAGUCAAUUCCUACGAUGUCCAUCUCGGUAAAAGGCUUGCUGUUUAUAAAGAACAAGAAUUGGACGCAAAAAAGAAUAAUGCCAUUGAAGUGUUUGACAUUCCAGAGGAAGGUUUCGUUUUACAACCAGGAGAAUUAUAUCUUGGAGUCACUCAAGAAUAUACGGAAACACAUAAUCAUGUUCCCUUCCUUGAGGGUAAAUCGAGUACUGGUCGUCUCGGAAUAUCUAUCCACGCCACUGCAGGAAAGGGUGAUGUAGGCUUUAAAGGAAGCUGGACACUUGAAAUUAACGCGAUCAAACCCACACGAGUCUACGCAGGGAUGCCCAUUGGUCAAUUGAUCUACUUUGAAGUCGACAAAGAUUCAAUCCUAGUUCCAUAUCACCAAAAGAAAAACGCCAAAUAUACUUCACAAACGACAGAUCCAGUCGGAAGUAUGAUGUGGAAAAACUCUUUCUAG